ACUAAAACGCGCAUGCGCAGAACGAGUCGAACCACGGGUCACAUGGGUUUGUGUAUCGGAGAGAAAAGUCUUUAAGCAACGAAGCUGUUAUUUCGGGAGUUGUACAGUUUUAAUUAAACUUAAAGGAAGACCUCACGCGCAUUGUGGAAACACGUCGUGUCGUCAUAAAACGCAUUGAAAUGGAAACGAAGCUCCCGCCUCACACGGGAGACGAGCUCUCGGUGGUCGACAUGCACGCGGGCGGCGAGCCUCUGCGCAUCAUCCGCGGCGGCUACCCGGAGGUCAAAGGUGACGGCGUGCUGUCCAAGCGCCGUUACUUCCGGGAGCACCUGGACCACCUCAGGAAGGCGCUGAUGCACGAGCCGCGGGGCCACUACGACAUGUACGGGGCCCUCGUGGUGGACAGCGAGCUGCCCGAGGCCGACCUGGGCGUGCUGUUCAUGCACAACGAGGGCUACAGCACCAUGUGCGGCCACGCCGUCAUCGCGCUGGGCCGCUACGCCGUGGACUACGGGCUGGUGAAGGAGCCGCGCUCGCCGGAGACGCAGGUGAACAUCCACUGCCCCUGCGGCCUGGUGAGGGCCUUUGUCGAGUACUCCGGCGGCAAGACGGGAGCGGUGAGGUUUCUCAGCGUGCCUGCGUUUGCGUUCGCAACAGGCGUGACGGUGGCGGUGGAAAGGUUCGGCCAGGUGACGGUCGACAUCGGCUACGGAGGAGCCUUCUACGCCUUCGUGGACGCCCAGAGGUUCGGCCUGGACGUGACCGCGUCCAGGUCUCGAGAUCUGGUCGACGCCGCCGCGGCCGUGACCAGCGCGGUGAAAUCUCAGGUGAAGCUACACCACCCGACCAGUGACGACCUGGCCUUCCUCUACGGCACCAUCCUCACCGACGGCAAAGAUGACUUUUCCUCUGAGCCCACCGCCAAUAUCUGCGUGUUCGCCGAGGCUCAGGUGGACCGGAGCCCCACCGGUUCCGGCGUGACGGCCCGCGUGGCUCUGCAGUAUCACAAAGGUCUCAUCCAGCUGAACCAGAGCAGGACCUUCCAGAGCGGCGCCACUGGGUCCCGGUUCACGGGGAAAGCCGUCGAGGAGGUCAAGUGCGGAGACUUCAAGGCGGUAGUGGUGGAAGUGGCCGGCAGAGCGUUUUACACCGGAGCCUCGUGCUUCGUGCAGGAGCCUGAAGACGAGCUGACGGGUGGUUUUCUGCUGAAGUGAGCCUCGAUGGCCAUCAAACAUGAUUAUACAUGUUAGAGCAUUAUAGCACUUUGUAGUUGAAACACUAUUAAAUCCUAACGCUCUCAGAGAAAAGAAUUGGAUCUGUAAUAAACUGCAAAGAAACCAAUGUUUACUAUGAAUAUAUGUACGAGUAGUAGAUC
This is a messenger RNA of Pungitius pungitius (ninespine stickleback), 1375 nucleotides long. Its product is annotated as trans-L-3-hydroxyproline dehydratase. The transcript is spliced from 7 exons. The record is from RefSeq and is a predicted model, not a curated record. Bases 180 to 1214 code for a protein of 344 amino acids. Gene Ontology annotation, molecular function: hydro-lyase activity. Lineage: Eukaryota; Metazoa; Chordata; Actinopteri; Perciformes; Gasterosteidae.